Messenger RNA from Selaginella moellendorffii, 1572 nucleotides. RefSeq lists its product as uncharacterized. The record is from RefSeq and is a predicted model, not a curated record. Lineage: Eukaryota; Viridiplantae; Streptophyta; Lycopodiopsida; Selaginellales; Selaginellaceae. The coding region runs from base 36 to 1385 and encodes 449 amino acids. The transcript has 11 exons.
AGUGGCAUAAACCCUAAAAAUAAAGAGAAGGGAGUAUGGAAUUAACGUUGGGGUUCGAUGCCGCAUGGCAAUGGCGGUCCAAUGCGGAUGCUCCUCCGGCGAGGCGCGCUCGCGGAUUGGUGCGAUGCUCGACGGCGUCGGGAGGAUCCAAGCGCGAUAUGCAGAAGAUUGUGGCGCGGACGAAGCAUCGGCGAGCUCGGCAUAUGAAGCUCCUGAAUAAGCGUAAUCUGUAUGAUCCGGUGGAGGAAGAGCUCGUCCGGCAGCCUCACAUCCUGGAUAGCUCGACUCCCGACGGGGAUGAGGAAGAUCGGCAAGAGAAAUCUUUGCUCGAUAAUGCGCUGGAUGAAGAAAUCUCCGACGAGGAUGCUGCGUCGGAUGAUGGCGAGGAUGGAGUUGAGGAGUCGGAAGAGCCCGAGGCCGUGUCUUCUUUGCCAGGUGAUUUGAGAGAGGAGAACGAAGCUGACGAUGGAUUGGAAGACUCAGAAGAGAGAGAUCGGCUCGAGGGCAUCUCUUCUUUGGGAGGAGAUUUGAAAGAGAACGUAGAAGCUGGGGGGGCUGAGGCAGUCUCGAAAGAAGUUUCUGGCAGCGCUCCCGUGGAUUCGUCUAAAGGCAUAAAAUCAAAGGAGCAUCCCCGGCACGAUCAAGAUGGCAAGAAAUCAAAGGAGCAGCCCCGGCACGAUCAAGAUGGCACGGAACCAAAGGAGCAACCUCGGCACGAUCAAGGGCGGUUUGCUGAUCUCAAGGUUUUCGUGGCUGGUGCCUCGGGAAGAACUGGAAGGCUCGUGGUGGAAAAGCUCUCGAAAGGAGGUGCCAAAGUGCGAGCAUUGUGUCGUGAUAAGGCCAAUCGAUUCAACGAGCAGGGCAACGUGACUGCUGUCCGUGGCGACAUUUGUAAAUACGAAACUCUCAAGCAAGCACUGGGUGAUAGUAAUGCGGUCGUGUGUGCCAUUGGGACGAAGUUUUUCCCGCUGGAUAUUAUGAAGACUUACCAGAUCGAGUAUGAAGGAGUUGUGAACCUUAUCUCGGCAGCCAAGAACCAAGGACAAGUGAAAAAGUUUAUACUGGUCACGUCGAUAGGAGUUUCGUCAUUCCUCCAGAUAAUCCCCAUUCUGUGGUGGAAAAGGCAGGCAGAGCUUGCAUUGCAACGCUCAGGGCUUGAGUACACUAUCGUAAGGCCUGCUGGUCUACGAGAGAACGCACCCGCUGAUGAGGCUCUCGUCAUGAGGCCAGCCGACUCGCUCUUCAUAGGUGGUAUCAGUCGAUCAAAGGUCGCGGAAGUUUGCGUGGAAGCGAUCGUGGUCCCGGAAGCCUCAGAGAAAAUCGUGGAGAUAUGCGCGGGUGACGUCCAGAAGGGCAGCAUCCAGGAACUAUUCUCGCGAAUUUGAUCAAUGCCAAAGUAAAUCCUCGUUCUUUCGUUAGCAAAUUUCACAAACACUUGCAGUCAUUUGUCACAUGCUUCGAGGUUGGGUACCACAAGAUUAUAAACGAUGGAUAGAUAAUAUCCUUGAGCAACAAAUAUUGUGGGAAGCUUUUGCAAAUCCCUCAAAACAUAAACAACUAGAUCAUUCCUCC